Molecule: messenger RNA, 1377 nt
Organism: Trichomonas vaginalis G3
Lineage: Eukaryota; Parabasalia; Trichomonadida; Trichomonadidae
Product: regulation of vesicle fusion
Exons: 1
Coding region: 1-1377 (458 amino acids)
Source: RefSeq, a predicted model, not a curated record
AUGGAGUUUCCAAUAAUCUUAUAUUCAGGCGAUAAUAAUUCACUUCCCUUCGUAUUAAAAGUAUCGCAGCAACAAGAAUCUGUCAUUCUAGAGUACAAACUUGCUGAUGGAACAAAUUUUAUUGUGGAUGAUUUUUCGAUUUUUAAAGCAAUUCGCAUGGAUGAAUUGGAUUCACAAACACUCUCUAUCAUAGGCCCUGUUACCAGAAAAAUCAGGUUUGAUUCUUCAUUAGGAUUUUCGAAUUUUUGCACUUUCUUAAAUCAAGUCUACGAUAUGAAAGCUUCAGUCGACUCAAAUGGAUUAUUAACUUUAGGUGAAAGCAAACUCUCGAAAAACUCUUUAAAUAAGCCAAAACAUAGGCCAUUUCAAACAAUUACAUUUACCGAGAGCAUGCCGACAGAAGAAUUUAAUUUUUCGACAGAUUUCACAUCUGACUUCCUCUGGCAGAAACCUGUAGUCAUAAGUCCUGACGAAACAGGUACUUUAUACCCAAAUGAAACAUUUAAAUCAGUCAUUCCGUUUUCAGUUGUUAACCCUGAACUCUCGACUAUUGCUAUCCUAUGGACAUCAAUUUUACUAAAAAAUAAAAAAGAUUUCCUAUCAGAUUACCUCAAACUUAAAAAGCAAUGGGAAACGAUAACUUCAUUUCAAUGGAAGAAUGAUAAAACAUUCAGAAAUUACGUUGAACAGCUUGAAAAAUCAGUUGAUCGUUCAAAUUUCAAAACGCCGCAAAUUCGCGAAAUUCUUUUCAAUAUUAAUGUUUCGUUGUACUUUUAUUACAACAGGUUAACUUUUGAUAGCACAAUUUAUAAGUUUACAGAAUUAUUUGUUUCAAUUUUCGUUAUCGGCUCAGUUACCGACGGUAAGAUAUGUCUUAGAACAGAUGAAGUGCUUAGUAUUGAUGCUGCAACUGCAAAAAUCUUCUUUAUUUUUACAAAUUUCCAUCAUCAAUAUUUAUAUCAGAAAACAUUUUCAUUUUCACACAUUUCGGACAUGAUUCUAUCAGUGCAGACCAUUAUCAAUAAAUUCUGCCCUUCAUUGAGCAAUUCCAUUGCUGAAAUUUCUUUAGAAAAUUUUGAGUACGUAAUUAACCAAUUUUAUUGCUAUUUAAUCAAUGUUCGGCCAAACGAAGACAUAAUACUCCUAGUUUCGUCAAUUCUAGCCAAUCCACAGCCCGGUAUAUUCAUGAGAUGCUUAAUUUGCUCAUCCAUUAAGAUGUUCGUUGAUUUCCUUGGAUCGAUGAAUCAUCUUAGUCAAACACCUUUUGAAUCUGCCUUUGACCAGUUUAUUACAACUACUAAUUUUAGGUUAUUAUUACAUAACGGCGAAAUGCUGCAUUCCCACAUUGCGCCAUUCAUCGUUUCUUUUAAUAAAUAA